UCUGUCUAACGGCGUCUGCUACGUAUGCUCGUCUUGGGGGAGUUUUACUACUACCGGUUGAUAGAUAUCAAAUGAUGGUAUUCGUGCGGGUCGCCUUUGUGCUGUUGACGCUGGUGUCAUGGAGCUGUGGGUUCAAGAGAUACCAAACACUGAUACCUAACGGAGAUCGGGUCCCGCAUCCAUGCACGAAAGACUCCGUCUGGGGCGGGGUAGGUCAUAUUAUACCCGAAGGUGAAGGUCGACGCAAUGCAUUUGGGGAACAUUUUCAACUGAAUGGAAAGAGGUGGACGAGAGAAUUGUGUCUGAUGGAUUCAGACACAGAUGGGCGGACAAACGGCGAGGAACUCGGAGACCCAGAUUGUGUAUGGCGUCCAGGACAAGUUCCAAGUCGAACUGUUAAUGUUUCACAUCCGGGCAUCUGCGAACCAAUGACCAGCCAUAAAUGUCUCAUGUACAAUACUUGGAUCGUAUGUGGGGUGAAGGAAUUCCGCUGCGACACCGUCAAUGACACUGACAUGAAGAACAUAACGCUUCAGUUUCCGGUGACGGAUAUACCGAGUACGGAGACGAACUACUACUGCAUGCUGUUUGACCUGCCCGUGAAGAACGCUCAUCACCUGGUGGCCGUGCAGCCUGUGAUCGACAACAAGGACAUAGUUCACCAUAUGCUUGUGUUCGGGUGUAACCCAUCCUUCACGCGCUACGACAGUAUGUCUAAGACCACGCCAUACCCCUGCGGGAUGGUUCCCCACCGGUCCUGCAGCCAGAUCAUUGGCACGUGGACGGUGGGCAGUCUGGGGGAGUGCAUGCACGAAAACGUCGGCUUCACGCUGGGUUCGGGCAGCUACACAACCGUCGCUUUACAGAUACACUGGAAUAACCCUUCACUGUUGAGCGGUUUGCAAGAUUCCUCGGGCUUGCGUCUGUACUACACGCCUCACCUGAGACAGAAUGACGCCGGCAUUCUGGUUGUUGGGGUGGACUACCUGCAGAUUGACCCGAUGUCCGCGUCCACUGCUACCUCGCCCACUGACGAGUACACCGCCACCUGUCAUAGUCGGUGCACGGAGGCGAUGUUCCAGUCUACUAUCUACAUCACCACGGCUAUUAACCAUAUGCACUAUCUCGGUGUAACUCAGAGGAUAGAACUGUACAGAAAUGGUUCUAAAGUUCGAGACAUCACAUACGACCGAUUUUAUGAAUAUGACAAUCCCGUCAUUAACACAUUCGACCCCCCGAUUGAAGUGCGGCGGGGCGACGAGAUAAAGACGAUGUGCAUCUACAAGCGGCCCGCAGACGGCAACCCGGUGUGUUUUGGCGAGGCGACGAGCGACGAGAUGUGCUACGGCUUCAUCACCUACUACCCUCUCCACCAGUUGGACCGACCCUGGUGCACCAGCCGCAAGACGAUACCAUCCUGUGACCGCCAUUAUUCACACCGCAAGGGCAAACCAAUCGAUAACUGCGAUUACAGCACAUUUCUCAGCGUUUCCAACGUGGAUGGCAUGUAUCAACGUCUUCUGAGUAACUGUGCGGCGUCCAAUGCGUGUGGGAGUAGAACAUGUACCAACGCCGUGAAGAAGGUUAUGAGUCAUCCUUGCAUGUCGGGAAAUAUCGCUAAUUAUUUAAUGUAUAAACUUCCAUUUAUCGAUUCUGGGUAUAAGUUUUUAAAAUUACUUAUUAAAUGCGACUGUGAUCGUGUUACGGACUUCGAGUACUGUGAACGGAAAGUCAACGGUGGCCUCAUUGGCGAAUACACAAAUAUCACACCAUGCGUCGGCGGAAGUAAUAGGAUCCAGUCUGCAAUCGACCGUAUCGCCAGUCUUAUGUGUAUCCUGGUGUUGCAUGUAUGUUUUAUUAACAAACAGCUUUAAAAAAUGGUUCUCUUUUCUUUUUCUUUUUAUUAUUAUUAUUAUUAUUUUUUUUUUUUGGGGGGGGGGGGGGGAGGUGUCAAGUCGUACGCCCAGGGCCUCGUUCCACAAAGCCAUCUUAACGUUAAAAUCACCUUAAGUACAUAAUAUAAUUUUCACUUAAGGUGAUCUAAGCGCUCAGAUUGAUUCGUAAAACGGGGCCUAGGUCUAUAGUCCUUCCCACAGGGAACGCCCUUUUUCAU
This is a messenger RNA of Gigantopelta aegis, 2113 nucleotides long. Its product is annotated as peptidyl-glycine alpha-amidating monooxygenase-like. Gene Ontology annotation, molecular function: dopamine beta-monooxygenase activity; copper ion binding. Lineage: Eukaryota; Metazoa; Mollusca; Gastropoda; Neomphalida; Peltospiridae. The coding region runs from base 72 to 1874 and encodes 600 amino acids. The record is from RefSeq and is a predicted model, not a curated record. The transcript is spliced from 9 exons.